Messenger RNA from Gastrolobium bilobum, 510 nucleotides. Its product is annotated as putative lipid-transfer protein DIR1. The record is from RefSeq and is a predicted model, not a curated record. Gene Ontology annotation, biological process: systemic acquired resistance. The coding region runs from base 1 to 360 and encodes 119 amino acids. Gene Ontology annotation, molecular function: fatty acid binding. NCBI's taxonomy places the organism in Eukaryota, Viridiplantae, Streptophyta, Magnoliopsida, Fabales, Fabaceae. The transcript is spliced from 2 exons.
AUGGAGGCUUAUACUAAGUUCUUAACCCUUUUUGUGCUACUAGUAUUUGUUAGCAUUUCAGAGAUUCAUAGAGUGAAUGCUGCAGGAGAAUGUGGGAAAUCUACCACUCCAGAUAAUGAAGCACUGAAGCUUGCUCCAUGUGCCACUGCAGCACAAGAUGAAAAUGCUAGUGUUUCUCAGAGUUGCUGUGCUCAGGUUCAGAAACUUGGCAAGAACCCAAGUUGCUUAUGUGCUGUUAUGCUCUCUAACACAGCCAAAUUGUCUGGAGCAGACCCAAAGGUUGCCAUAACCAUCCCCAAACGUUGCAACCUUGCUAAUCGCCCUAUUGGUUACAAGUGUGGUCCUUACACUCUGCCUUAAGAAUGCUGUGAAACAAAAAGGACUGGGGGGCAUAAAGGCACAACAGCUGUUAGUUACUAGUUACUAGUUACUGUGACUAUAACUACGUUUAAUUGUCCUUGUAACUUUCUAAUCAAUAAUAGCUAGCAGCUCACUGGUGUACUUCCUUAA